This is a messenger RNA of Eublepharis macularius, 2024 nucleotides long. RefSeq names its product nucleolar and spindle associated protein 1 (gene NUSAP1). Gene Ontology annotation, cellular component: nucleolus; mitotic spindle; microtubule. The record is from RefSeq and is a predicted model, not a curated record. Gene Ontology annotation, molecular function: microtubule binding. The transcript is spliced from 12 exons. NCBI's taxonomy places the organism in Eukaryota, Metazoa, Chordata, Lepidosauria, Squamata, Eublepharidae. The coding region runs from base 223 to 1641 and encodes 472 amino acids. Gene Ontology annotation, biological process: establishment of mitotic spindle localization; mitotic chromosome condensation; mitotic cytokinesis.
GUCCAAACCGGAGAAGCUAAAGCACUUUUAAAAACAAACAGCUUAAUCCAUGGUUUCUAUUGGCCGUGGCUCGUAUUAGUAGUUGGCGAGGCUCUCAGCCAAUGGGGAAGUGCGAAAGGCACUUUUGAAAGGAAAAACAGUGCGCGCGCGAGCCGAGCGGUGGGUUAGAAGCGCGGCGGUUGAAUUUUAUUUCAUUUUCAGGUAGCGUGACGAGAUUCCUCUAUGGAGGCUCUUACUGUGCAGCAGCUGGAAAAGCUCAAGUACUGCGAGCUUCAGCGUCUGGCCAAGAGCGCGGGAUUGAAAGCUAACCUGAAGGCAGACAAGUUGUUAAAGGCAUUGAAGCAGCACUUUCAUGAAAUCAUAAAGGAAAACAGAAAUAUGGUAUCUACAGAUACCAAAGAGCUUGAUGGUGGUCAAAUACCUCCAAAUGAGACCUUUGUGACUCAAAGAUGUAAAAAAAAGAAGGGAGACAACGAUGAUCAGGGAAAUCCAGAGGGGGAAGCUGUUAAUGAGGGAAAUCUAGAACUCUGUCCAGAGAAAGAGAUUUUUUCUGAGCUGAAAGAAAAUGAAGAGCCACAGGAUACUAGAGCUGAAAGGAAUUUGAAGACGAACCAAACUGAGCUUUUGGCAAACAGUGGACUGGCAAAGAAUGUAGCCACUCCAAGUCAAUGUAAAGAGAAGUUUUCUGCUAAACAUGGAAGAACUGAACAUAAGACUCUUGUGGACCCUCUUUCUGGAAAGAAGUCUCGGUACACAGCUAGUCUAUCAAAACCUGGGAGAACAGGAUUUGCUACUACCACUCCAAAUUUCAAGAAACUUCAUGAGGCCCAGUUCAAGAAAAUGCAAUCUAUUGAUGAUUACAUUGAAAGAAAAACAAAGAUGAUUAAAAACUUCAGUAAUUCAGUUAAUGAUGUUAAGAUGUUGGCUAUGAAGAGUAACUAUCUGAAGACUUUUAAAAAAGAAACUCCAAAUAGUAAUUCCACGGGAUGUUCCAGUUUCAGAGAGUUUUUAUUAAGUCCUAAUCCCCAUGGGAACAAUUUUGUGGCUACACGUACUCCUGCAAGCCAGCGGCGCUCACCACGUCAUUCUGUCAGCAACGGAAAUAAAAGUAUUUUAACUCAGAAAUCAUCAUUCAACCCAAACAGUCUCUCUGCAAUCAAAAUGAAUGUCAGAUUUUCAGAAGCCACCAAGGAUAAUGAACACAAACGCUCUCUUAUCAAGACUCCAUCUAGAAAAUCUCCUUUCUUGAACACUUGCACCCCGGAUAGCCAGAAGACCAGUGUAUCUGUUUCUAGAAAGAACUUCAGGGGAAGCACAACAAAAUGUCAGCUAACAGAAAGCUCAAACUCUGCUGUUACCCUCAAGUUUGAAGUGCAAACAGCAGAACCCACAAGCACCAAGAAGCCAACAUUUGACCUCAAAGCUAGUUUGUCAAGACCACUUGGUUAUCAGCCACACAAAGGUAAACUGAAACCUUGGGGUAAAUCAAAGGAAAACAUCCAAAAUGUGUGUUCCCACAAGAGAGAUUAUAAACAGCCAGUUCUCACAACCCGAGAGGAGAGGCGAGAGAGACAUGAGGAAGGGAGAAAACUGAGAAAAGACCAGGCACUUGGAAUCCGCAGAGGAUUGACUCUUGCUUAGAGUUAACCCCCGAAUUACUCUGUAAAUAAUAUUCUUUGUGUAAAAUUAUUUCCUACUUCCUUGUAAAUAUUUUAACUUUUUCCUGUUCAGUGACUUGCUUAAGACACUCUGAAUAGAACUAGUCUAACAGGCUUUAGCACCAUUACAGUCAGUUAUUUUAGCUACUGAGACUCACAUACAAUCUUGAAAGACUGUAAGCAAAAGAAUUGCAAUUAUUGUACUGUUAUCCUAGGUCUCCAUUUAUGUUUUUCAAAUGUUUAUCAAAUUAUCCUGGACUACUUGGAAAUGAACCAUUUUCUGACAAAAGCUGUUUUUUUACUAUAUUUGAGGGUGGAGACAAAAUGGAAAUGUUUUUAUAUGCAUGCUUAAUUGAAGAGAAAAUA